AUGACUCAAAUUGAUACAGUUCCCGGCGCAGACAUCAAGCCAUGGCUUCGUCAUCCUCCCAAGAAGCAUCUCUUUAUUCACGCCAACAUCAUCGAUGUCUCAACAGGCAACAUCCUCAAAGGCGCAUCGCUGUCCACAAAUAACGGCAAAAUUGAGACCGUUUACCCCUCAACACCUGACCGAUAUCCCGAUGGCUACAACAUCGUGGACUGCAAAGGCCGAUACCUAUGCCCAGGUCUAUUCGAUGCGCACGUUCAUCUCUGUGCGACACCUGGUUUCACAGACCUAUCUCGCGUCUUUGGGAACCCCAAUGACAUUUCUCUGUUGCGACAGCCAUAUGUCGCUUCACAAAUGCUCUACCGUGGCUUCACAUCAGUCCGUGAUUGCGGUGGCGCUCAACUUCCACUGAAGGAGGCCAUUGAAGAGGGUGUUUUCCCCGGCCCCCGUCUGUUCAUCUCAGGUCACGCGCUUUCGCAAACAGGUGGCCACGGUGACUUGAGAAGUUCUUACGAGAAGCAUGAAUGCUGCGGCGGACACGCUAUUGGGUCUUUGGGCCGUAUUUGCAACGGCGUACCCGAGUGCAUGGCUGCUGUUCGCGAUGAGGUUCGUUGUGGAGCGGACUUUAUCAAGAUUAUGGGCUCUGGUGGCGUUGCAUCACCGACCGACAAGCUGGAACAGCUGCAAUUCACCACGUCGGAAAUCCAAGCAAUGGUGGAGUGUGCCAACAACGCUGGCACUUUCGUCACAGCGCACGCAUAUACCACUAAGGCUAUAAGACAUUGCAUCGACAAUGGAGUCAAGGGCAUCGAGCAUGGUAACUUUGUUGAUGCCCCGACAGCUCGCCUCAUGGCUGAGAAAGGCGUCUAUCUCACUCCAACACUCAUCACUUAUGCGCAAAUGGCCACCGACAAGUGGAAGAACUUCUUACCUCCUGAGUCGCAAGUCAAGAACGCGCAAGUCUUGAAAUCUGGCCUCGAAGCUCUCCGCAUUGCUUCAGAAGCUGGUGUAACAAUGUGUUACGGUAGCGAUCUCCUUGGCCCUCUUGGCUCUGCUCAGACACAAGAGUUCUCUCUGCGAUCUCAAGCACUAAAGCCUCUUGAGAUAUUACGAAGCGCUACGGUGAAUCCUGCUAAGAUGAUGGGGUGCGAGACCACUCUGGGUCAGCUGAAGGAGGGUUUCCGGGCGGAUGUUUUGAUCAUGGAUAAGAACCCGUUGGAGGAUAUUGAGAUCUUUGACCAUCCGGAGAAGUACAUCUUGGCUGUUAUGAAGGAUGGUUUAGUCUAUCGCAGUCAGUUGGAGUCUCUGGAGGUUGAUGGUGGGGUCCCGAUUAGAUUCAAUUCGGUACUGUAG
Fusarium fujikuroi IMI 58289 is the source of this 1350-nucleotide messenger RNA. RefSeq names its product related to linoleate diol synthase. Gene Ontology annotation, molecular function: hydrolase activity, acting on carbon-nitrogen (but not peptide) bonds. The record is from RefSeq and is a predicted model, not a curated record. The transcript has a single exon. NCBI's taxonomy places the organism in Eukaryota, Fungi, Ascomycota, Sordariomycetes, Hypocreales, Nectriaceae. Bases 1 to 1350 code for a protein of 449 amino acids.